GCCGCCGUCUCUCCAAAGCAGCAUCUCGGAUCGAUCUUCACUAUGCUGUUUCGGUCCUACCUGCCAGGCUGCUCCUUGGCAUGCGACCAACGCGAAGCUUACAGCAGGGACAGUAAUCAGAGUGGUUCCUGUACAGGCAGCGGACGGAAAAGGACCGGCAGCUGCUGGGCUGCCUACCGCCGUGCUGUCAGCUUCGCUUCCUUCCUCGUGCUUGUAGCAAGAUCUCCCCGCGUUGUGACUCUAUGGAAGGCCCACAUGGACUCACAGUCUCCCACAUUCACAGCUCUAGUGACCGAGCUGGGGGCGGUCAGGCAAGCAGAGCCAGACUGCUUUGCCUCCAUGCUGGUGCAGAUUCUCGGGCGGGCCGAGCAGCUGGCUGAGCUGACUAGGAUUCCAGGGCUGAGGGAGAGGGUGAUGCGAGACAGGGCGCAGCAAAUGCCCGUGUUCUUCUUGCUGGGCGUGGCCAUGUACCAUGCCAAGCCCAUCAUGGGUAUUGAUGACUCUGAAGAGUUGGGAGUGGGGCGUUGACAUGUGGAGCCGGGCUGCACAGCCGAGGUUCUGGGAAGACAUGCCCGACCAAGCUGGGUCCGCCAGCGGCUGUGGUAGCAGCAGUGGAAACAGCAGCAUCAAGAGUAUCAGCACGAGCAGUAGUGACACGAGCAUGGGGAGCAGCAGCAUCAGCGG
Messenger RNA from Closterium sp. NIES-67, 684 nucleotides. NCBI's taxonomy places the organism in Eukaryota, Viridiplantae, Streptophyta, Zygnematophyceae, Desmidiales, Closteriaceae. The record is from the annotation of a GenBank genome assembly.